Molecule: messenger RNA, 2769 nt
Organism: Kwoniella shivajii
Lineage: Eukaryota; Fungi; Basidiomycota; Tremellomycetes; Tremellales; Cryptococcaceae
Exons: 9
Coding region: 1-2769 (922 amino acids)
Biological process (GO): vesicle budding from membrane; clathrin coat assembly; clathrin-dependent endocytosis
Cellular component (GO): clathrin-coated pit; clathrin-coated vesicle
Molecular function (GO): clathrin heavy chain binding; phosphatidylinositol-4,5-bisphosphate binding; 1-phosphatidylinositol binding
Source: RefSeq, a predicted model, not a curated record
AUGUCGCACAAUUACGAUAAGAUUGUCAAGUUGGCAUGUAAACCAAAGAAUGCACCGCCCAAAGCAAAAUAUGUCGAGUACGUUAAUCUGUUCAUUCAUCCAUCCCAAUCCCGGGGAUGUUUCAUUCCUUCUAUCCCAUACACAGCCUCUAACGUCUUCUCCAGUGUUCUAAUAGCAGCGACAUACUCGGAUGAUGGAUCGCUGCAAGACAUAAUUCGUUCUCUAUCAUUAAGAUUGAGAGAGGCCAAUGCGGUGGUGGUAUUCAAAGCUUUAUUGACAUUACAUCAGAUGAUCAGAUCAGGAUCAACCGAUCAACUAUUAGACGUGUUAUCAAAGCAGGAUUCGCUAAAAUUGAGGAAUAUCACUGGACAACAUUGGGAAGGUUUUCAACCCCCUGCAAGUAUGUCAGCGUACGCUUCAUACCUUGAUUCAAGGAUCAAGAGUUACAAAGAUAUAAAACAUGAUUUAGUCAGAGUACAAACCGAGUCAAAUAGGAGAAGUGAUGGUCAAGGAGCUGGAGCCAAAGCGAGAAGAUUAAGACAUUUACCCGUCGAAAAAGGAUUAUUAAGAGAAGUCAAACAAGUCCAAAAUAUUCUAGAUAGUCUGAUUUUGUGCAAAUUCUAUGAUGACGACUUGAGAGAUGAAAAUACAGUCCUCGCUUUCAGAAUGUUAGUCAAGGAUCUUCUAGUGCUAUUCCAAGCUGGUAAUGAGGGUGUUUGUAAUAUCCUUGAACAUUACUUCGAAAUGUCAAAGUACGACGCAUCUGAAUCCUUCGACAUUUAUAAAUCUUUCAUAAAGCAAACAGAUCGUGUAGUUGAUUACUUAGGAGUCGCAAGAAAGCUAAAUCAUGUAGUCAAUGUACCUGUACCAAAUUUGAAACAUGCUCCUACAGGAUUGGUGAAAGCUUUGGAGGAAUACCUGAAUGAUCCUAAUUUCGAGAAUAAUAGAAUGGAAUACAAGAAGAGUUUGGGAGUCGUUGAAGGGAAAAGUACAGGAAGGGACCCGUCGCCUGCUCCUCCUUCUGCACCCAAACAAGAAACAAAACCUGCCGACUCAUCUUCAUCUCAAUUGAUCUCUGCACCUGCACCACCUUCUUCUCCACCACCAUCCUCUGCUCCUCCAGGAUCAUCCCGGAAGAUACAAGAUUUCUUUGAUUCGAUACAAACUGAAUCACAACCAACGAUGUUUGGUGGACCCCCUCAACAAAUGAACUAUGCUCAAAUGACUAUGCACGGCCAACAAUUUAAUCCUUUCAGACAAUCAAUGAUGUUACCACAACAAACAGGAUUUAUGCCACCUCAGAUGACCGGAUUCCCACAACAACAGCAACAACAACCGUUCAUGCAACCACAACAGACAGGAGCUAUGGCAUUUGGCAUACAAGGACAGCCUCCUUUCCCUCAAUCAUCAGGUCCCGGUCCCAAUCAACCAUUCGUUCAACCUCAACAAACUGGAUUCAUGCAACCUCAACAAACUGGAUUCUUACAACCUCAAGCUACAGGUGCAAAUCCUUUCAGACAAAGUAUGAUGCUCAACACCUCCAUAGGACCUUCAGGUGCAAUGUCACAACCUUCUUCGCCAUUCAAUACCCACAUGAAAUCACAGCAGACAGGUAUGAACGCCUUUGGACAUAAUAACGUCAACGGAUUUGGACAGAUUCAAAGACCAGGUUCAACUCCUGCUACAAGUACCAAUAAUGCAGAACCUAAACCCUUAACAGCUCAAGUAACAGGAUCUAAAAACCCAUUCGCCCCUGCUGGGGGUAUUCCACCUGUACCUCAAAUGCCAAAAGGUCCAACGAUGAACGAUUUGUUAAUGGGAGGUAGCAAUAUGAAUCAGCAAUCUAUGGGUUCAUCACCAUGGGGAAAUAUGAAUGGUCAAGAGCAGCAGCAGCAGCAGGGGGGCCAACAACAGCAACAGCAACAGCAACAGCAACAGCCACAAGCCAACGGUGGAACGGGAAUGGCCGAUAUAGCAUCUGCCUUCACAUUUGAUUCGUCCAAGUCCAACGGUAAUGACGAUUUCUUGUCACAAUUCGGUUCUGGAACAGGAACAGGAGCAGGCACAGGAAUAGGAUCUGGUUCGAAUUCCACUUCAACUGGAACUUCCCUAUUCGGUUCCAAUUCGUUGUCAUCACAACCUACAGGUGCAACCUCAUUAUCCUCGCAGCCUACAGGAUUUUUACAACCUCAACAAACUGGAUAUGGUGGAAGUGCCAUCAAACCAUUCAAACCGACAAGUUCAUUCGGUUCUCAGUUAUUAGACUCCCUACCACCCAUCUCGGAACCAGGAUCAGGGUCAACUCCCACCAAAUCACCAGGUCUGGGUGGACAAGGUGGUGGAUUAACAACUCAAUCUACGGGAUACCCAUUCUCCUCGCCUUCACCGAUGACAAAUAACCAACAAGGAAACGGAAAUGGAAAUCUCUUCAACCAAAGUUCAGGUACAGGUACUAACAUGAUGAAUCAAGGAUUGAGUCCUCAAGCAACAGGUGCAGCGAACCCAUUCAGACAAUCUACUUUUGGUAGUUUAGGUUUCAAUUCGACCAAUGGAGCAGGAGGAGGUAUGGGUGGUGGAAUGAAUGCUCAACAAACUGGGUUCGGUAAUGGUGCAUCUGGUAGCACCAGUCCGUUCGCCGGUCAAAACAACCAAUUCCAACCGCAGCAGCAGCAGAUUCAGCCACAAAAUCAGAUGAGCCAAUUCGGAAUGUUCAAUCAAAAUCAAAAUCAAUCAGGUCAAGGUCAGAAUCAGGGUGGUUCUUUGAUAUGA